This is a messenger RNA of Danaus chrysippus (African queen), 1770 nucleotides long. The record is from the annotation of a GenBank genome assembly. NCBI's taxonomy places the organism in Eukaryota, Metazoa, Arthropoda, Insecta, Lepidoptera, Nymphalidae.
AUGUCAGUUCUCAGUCUCGUGCCAGAAGAGAAACGAAAAGAUCAAAGAUCAUCUUUAGAGAGUGUAUACAGCAGUAACUCCAGGCUGAAUUUGUUAAACAAACGGAAGCGCUAUACGCCGGACAUGUCAACAUCGUCUAAGGGUGAUAAAUAUGUGACACAGAGAGUGCUCUCGGCUAAAACGCAUCGUGUCAAACAACUACAAAAUCAACUGGCGGAUGCACACUAUCAUUUACAGGAGCUUAGUAACGAGAACAAAGUACUCCGGGCUUUACAAAAGAAACAAGAAAUAGCUCUGCAGAGAUACGAGAACUCAAACGCAGAACUGCCCCAGGUGUUGAACUCUCACAACGAAGAGAUGCGCAUCCAGCAGAGCAAGUACAAGCAACUGAAGGCACAGUACAAAGAAAUAACACAGAAGUUGAAAGAGAGAGAGAUGCAGCUGCAGCAGUUGAGGGACGAACACCUGCAUCUAGUGGAACUUAGCAAGGAUAGGAAUCUGUUAGAACGUGAGAAGUUACAAUCUCAAGUAUCGGAACUGAACGCGAAGGUUCAACAACAAACUGAAACUAUAAACAUGCUACAAAGACGGAUAGCGCUCGAGGCGAAGAACUUCAAACACCAACUACAGAACGAGAUGAACAAACACAAAGACACCAGGCACGAUCUAGAUCUGGCUAUAAGCAAUGCUGAUAAACUAUCUACCAUUAUAGAGAUGAAAGAGAAAAUGCUUAGCACAGUCGCCAGUAGAGGGGGUAAGUCGCCAACAAAAGUAGCGUCAGUGACUAACAUACGAUCGGUCAGCAAAAACAUACGAGAAACAGGAAAAAUGAAUGACGAACGUGACAGUGUAGUGCAUAUGGAUCAAAAUCUUUUAGCAAAACUCUGUGAGAAUUCACGAAACCUCAGUAGUUCGAUGUCACACGAAGAAGACACGAGCUCGUCGACUGAAACACGAUCGAGAUACAUCUCAAGUCGCACCUCGACCAGUAACAGAACAACUCCCAACCAAAACAGACGAGGAUCCAAAGGUUCCGGUGAAAUGAUUGAGUUGGCGAAAACUGUGCAAGAAGGAAUGGCGGACUUAGCGAUCGUUGACGAUACCUUCAAAGAAUCGACACCAGAAGAGAUACAAAAGAAGAUGGAAGCGAUGAAGCAAGAUCUUAUGAAUAAAAUAAAAAAUAACGAUGAACCUAUAUCACGGAAGUCCAGCGCCAUUAGACGGCAAUCUACAGAAGAAUCCAUCGAGGAAGAAAUAAUAGAAGUCGUAGAACGACCUAAGUCAAGAGGGAGGAGGAAUUCAACGGUGUCUUUUUACGAAAGUUCAGACACAGUCAAUUAUAGCACUGGUGACGAUAUAAAUAAAGUUCAAAAUAAAAACAGCACAGAGAGGAAAUUAUCGGGGAAACACAUCGACAAGUACUGCAACGAUAUUAUCCAAGAUAUAGAGAAAAGCAGCAAAGUGAUCGACGUCCAUAUGAAACAGUUCAGUCAGUCGAAGUUUGCUGGCGAUAAAUUGGUAGAGCAGUUACAAGCUGUGGAUAAACUAAACGAAUACGUGAAUGGAAGUGGAGACAUACCCAACGAAGCGUUCGCAGAGUUAAACAAUAACUUCAAAAUGCUGACUGACCAAGUGUUGAAUGAAGCUCCCGUCGCUAAAAAGAGGCUAUCCAGUAGACGCGGCUCCAGAAUAAAUUCAGCCAAUGACCUCCUCGGUGACGGAAAUAUGACCAAUCAGGAUCUGCUCAACGAUUUACUCGGAAAGAAAUGA